AUGCAGCCCGAAGUUCUCAUGCACGUCUGCCUGUCGGUUGGUGAGCUAGAUGUUGACGCCACAGACGCCCCAUUUGCGUCUGCAGCCUACAGCAACCUGUUCAGCAGACGUGUGCAGGCACAAGUUUUUGCAUACGAAGUCGGUGCAAGGCGGAUAUCGGUGUCACCUGGCCUUCUGGCAAAGCUGCAGACUGUGGAGCAUCCUCAGCCCGCUGAUUUGCGUCUGGAGCCAGCCUCGAUGCCUGACGAGCACGUGGCGACGCCUCCAACCCCCGAUCAGCGCACCGCAUCUCUCGAAGAGACGCGAGAGACGCAAGUUGCACAAGCUGGUGAGUGGAGAGCGACGUACCCGGAUGAGCGGGUUGGUGCCUCCGUGCCAAGCAGCGCCUCACAGCGAACGGUAUUAUCCUUCGGAGGCAGCUCCAAGCCGAAGGCUUCCACAAUUACGACAGGCAUGCUGAAUGCCGAUAGUGGUGAUGGCGUUCCUCAAGCUUUAGGCUUUGAGGCCGCCACGAGAAGCAGAGGGAGCGGACUGCGUGUGGCACAGGAAGCCAGCAAGGAAAGCCGCGAUGCUCCUAAACUCGUGCGAAGGUCUAUCGACUGGAGUGAUGCCUCUUUUCUCCAGCGGCUGGUUCGACGAGGGCUGAAGGCAGCAGAUGCUGGAUGGAAGCAAUCCUGGGAAGAGUUGUGUGAAAAAAAAGACAUUUCGUCGAGCCUCUCUGCACAGAAGCCAUCGAAAGAGGUGUUGGUGGAAUUCGUAGAGGCGAACCUGUGCCAGACCACUGGUAAGGCAUGGGCACAAACUCUGCUGUAUAAGAGGGAGGGCGAGGACGACCCUGCCCCAACGGACGAGUUGUCUGACCAGGAUUCCGAUCCUGCCGCCAUGGUCGAAUCGGAUGACAUCCAGGUUUCUGCUUUGGAUUCUUCCUUUCUGCCGCAGCCGAGCCAGUCUGCUUCCACUGGCCUUCAGCAUCGGGAAGGACGGUCGUAUACUGUCUACCGUCUGCAAACAGCUUGCGACUCACCGUGCUGCCCCCGCCCGCACGUCAUCGCACCGCCAGGAGACGCCGCUUCGAAAGACGCCGAGGAAGAGUCGCCGGAGAAAGAGCAGCCGCAGCCCGGUGAAGUGCAGCAGCCGCAGCCCCUCCCGCUGGUGGCUGCGGGGCCUAGUCCUGCGCAGAGUGAGGCAGAGUUUCUGGGAGACUUGUCACCGACAGAAAACCCCCACAGACAUGCUUUGCCAGACGUGGCAAUGGUGUCAAAGGUGGAACCGGAGGAGGGAGCGACGGAGGAGGCAGAUGCUGCGCUCUCUGAAGUUCCACCGGAGCUUGCUCCAGGCAAGGCGAGUAAGAAGGAGAAGAAGGAGAAAAAGGACAAGAAAGAAAAGAAAAAGGACAAGAGAGCCAAGAAAGAGAAAAAGGAAAAGUCAGACCCGACAGCGGAAGCACAGCCGAGAGAGUCCAAGAGGCAGGCAGCACCACAGGUUGCAAUUGUGGCGGCGCAGCUGGACAGCUCCAGCGAUUCUAGCAGUGCCGAGAUUGAGCCAAUAACAAGCACACCGCCUUCGCGAGACUACAAGACGCAUUUAUGCAGCGAAUUCUUGGAGGGUAGAUGCCGCAAAGGCAGCGCGUGCCCAGCUGCGCACUCCCAAAGUGAGCUCAGACAGCCUGGAGAGGCAGCUGCAGAUUUCCGACGACAAGCGCGAUCUCGGACCGCGAGAGACAGUGGAGGCGACAUGCCGCCUCGGGGCCCAGGCCCACCAUGGCCAAAGCCAGCUCGCCAAGCCCUACCCGGAGCAUCGCAUGCGAUGGGUGUUCAUCAUCUCAUGGACCCACUCAUGAUGGGACAUCCAGCCAUCAUGACGGUGCCCUUCAUGGCACCCGAGAUGAUUCACGGGCCGUCGCACUAUCACCCAAUGGCCAUGAUUGUGGACCCAGCCAUGGUGAUGCCUAAGUUUAAAGAGAAGCAGGAGAAGAAGAGCAAGAAGGGUCACAGGGAGGAGCGUGAUCGCGAAAGGGAGAAGCAGAAACGAAAGGCAGAGAAGACAACCGAUGCUUCCACAAAGCGGCACGAGCAGGAAGUUGGGGACCAGGCAACUGCUGCAGCUGAGCAUGCCGUGUCAAUGUCGAGGAGAAGCGGCAGCAGCAAAAACAGAAAGCCGCCAAGCACAAGGCAGCGGUCCGACCAGUGCUGA
Messenger RNA from Symbiodinium sp. CCMP2456, 2193 nucleotides. NCBI's taxonomy places the organism in Eukaryota, Dinophyceae, Suessiales, Symbiodiniaceae. The record is from the annotation of a GenBank genome assembly.